ACCCUCAACACAAUAAACUCGCUACGUUUAGCGUCAGGCAGCGGUAGAUGGAUGGUGCAGGGGAAAACGGCUUGCUAACACCGCCGGUCGGGCUAGCUUCAUUUGUAGCCACCUAGCUAACGUUAGCUCAAGGGUGGUCACUUACUUCUGACGCUACCCUGUAAAUACUGUGUUGUGUUGCUAUGUGGGGGUUUUGAGAUGUAGUGUGAUACUCUCACUUGUAAGUGCAACAGGGUUAAGGAGCAGACUAGUGGGCUAACGUGAGUUAGCUAGGUUAAGUAGCACCACGUAGCUAACGGGAGGUUGCGUCGUAACAACCAAGCUACGAAUUGCAACAACUUAUUUAGCUCCCGCUAGCCGGCUAUGUUAGCAUUCGUAGAAACGGCGUUGCUAACCUCGGGCCUCUGCGUUCUUUCCCUUUUCGGGUUGUUCAUCUGACUGCGGGCGCCGAACGCUAACGUCGCAGGAUUAUGGCGCCGCGCAUUCAGCUGGAGAAAGCGGCCUGGCGUUGGGUGGAAUCGGUGAAACCAGAAGAAAUUGGACAGCAGCACAUCGAGCUAGCGUAUCGCGUCAACCUCCCGGCCUGCAAGAGGGGAGCCUGCAGGAGGAACUGCAAAGGAAAUCCCAACUGUCUUGUGGGUAUUGGUGAGCAGGCAUGGCUGGGGGAGAUAGAUGAAAAUGCCUUCCAUAACAUCGACGACCCAAAUUCAGAGCGUCGAGACAAGAACACAUUUGUCGGCCUGACCAACCUGGGCGCAACGUGUUACGUCAACACAUUCCUGCAAGUGUGGUUCCACAACCUGGAGUUGCGUUGGACCCUCUAUCAGUGCCAUAAUCCCCGGGCACAGGAACAUAACCUUGAGUCUGAUUACGAGCCUGAAUCCAUCUGUGAGCAUCUGCAGUAUCUGUUUGCACUGCUACAGAACAGCAACAGGAAGUACAUAGAUCCUUCUGGGCUGGUGAAAGCACUGGGCUUGGAUACAGGACAGCAGCAGGAUGCCCAGGAGUUUUCAAAGCUUUUCUUGUCUUUGUUGGAGGACACGCUCUCCAAGCAAAAGGACCCGAACCUGCAGAAUAUCAUCCAGCGGCAAUUCUGUGGACAGUUCUCCUACGUUACUGUCUGUAACCAGUGUGGAAGAUCGUCUGCUCUGCCAUCCCGAUUCUACGAGCUGGAGCUCAACAUCCAGGGCCACAAGAACCUUACCGAGUGCGUCACAGAGUUCCUGAAGGAGGAGAAGCUGGAUGGGGAGAACCGCUACUUCUGUGAGAGCUGUCAGAGUAAACAGAGCGCCACCCGGAGGAUAAAGCUGCACAGCCUUCCUCCCACCCUCAACCUUCAGCUCAUGCGCUUUGUCUUUGACAGACAAACGGGCCACAAGAAGAAGCUGAACACUUUCAUCAGCUUCCCAGAGCAGCUGGACAUGGGGCCGUUCCUCGAAGGAAAAGAAGACCAGAAGUGUGUCUAUGAACUGAGUGCGGUGCUGAUCCAUCGGGGCAUCAGUGCCUAUUCGGGCCACUACAUCGCCCACGUGAAGGACGCUCGCACUGGUGACUGGUACAAAUUCAACGAUGAGGAAAUUGAGAAGAUGGAAGGCAAGAAGCUGCAGCUUGGCAUCGAAGAGGACAUUGCUGAGACAGUGAAGUCCCAGACACGAAAGCCAAAGUGCAGUAAAGGCUACCACUGCUCCAGAAACGCCUACAUGCUGGUGUAUAAGGUCCAGGAGGAGGAGGAGAGCUCGGACCCCUCCAGGACCAACGUCCAAGUGCCAGCCUUCCUGCAGAGGUUGGUGGACCAAGACAACCAUAAAUUUGAGGAGUGGUGCAGUGAAAUGGCCGACAUGAGGAAACAGAGCGUGGAUAAGGGCAAAGCCAAACACGAGGAGGUCAAGGAGCUCUACGAGCUGCUGCCCACAACAGACGGCGAGCCGUAUGAGUUCAUCCCCCUGGACUGGCUGAAGAAGUGGCUGGACGACUCCACUGCCACAAAAGAGGUCGACAACUCCCUCUUCCUGUGUUCACACGGCAAACUGCACCCGGACAAGGUGGGGGACUCCAAGAGGGUUUCAAUGCAGGCGGCUGAGCUCCUCUACGAGCGCUAUGGCGGAGGGCCGAGGCUGGACGAAUCCUCUCUGUGUAGCGAAUGUGUCGGCCAGCGAUGCCGAGUGCUGCGGCUGAAGAAUCAGCUCAAUGAAGACUACAAGGAAGUGUCCAACCUGGUCAAACGCACGCUGAGUGGUGAGGGAUACUGGGUGGGCAAAGCAUCUCUGCGUAGCUGGAGGCAGUUGGCAUUGGAACAGCUGGAGGAGGAUGAACAUGGAACUAAAUACAGCAACGGCCAGACCAACGGACUGGGACCACACAUCAGCAGCAGAGACUUCGGCUCCGAGCUCUCGGAAGGGAACGAGGACGACAUGAAGACUUUCAAUGAGGACAUUGUCUGCACUCACGGAGGCCUGAGUAUUCUGGAGACUGAAAGGAAGCUUGUAUCCUCUGAAGUUUGGAACAAGCUGAGGGUGUACUUCUCCAAAGCCCCGGAGUUCAACCAAAACCAGGAGUCCUGUCAUCAGUGUCUGACAUUAGAGCAGGAGGAGAAGGACAACGAGGCGGUCAGUAAGAUGAUGGCCCUGGACCAGAAGAACCAGCUGCUCAACCUCUUCCACGAGAAGAAUCGACCUACACUCAGCAAAUGGCCUCAGGGCUCAGAUGUUCUGUACGUGGUCCCUCUGUUCUUUGUGGAUGAAUGGAGAAAGUUCAUCAGGAGGCCCACGAAAUCCUCUCCCGUGUCUAACGUGGGCAACACUCUCCUGCUCUGCCCCCACGGAGGCUUCAUGUUCACCUACGACUCUCUGAUCGGUGGAGACGCACAACAUAUAGCUCUGCUCUGGCCCAACGAAUGGGAAGUGAUCAGCAGACUCUUCAUCGUGGACCAGGCCAUCUCCAUCCACUGCUUUACACAAACCACACCGGGCGGGCCAAGUCCUCGGUUCACCACCCAGCCUGAUCUGUGUUGGGAGUGCAGAGAGAGCUUCCUGUUCCAGCAGCAGAGGGACCUCCGAGAGUACACCCAGGCAACCAUCUACAUCCGCAAAGUCAUCGAAGACAAGAGGAUGAUAAAGGAGGCCGCUCCGGAGAUGACUGCCAGCAGCUCCGAGGCAGAGGAGGAGAAAGAGGAGCAUCCAAAAGUAGAUGGAGAGAGAGACCCAGACUUCAGCCAGUCACAGGAUGGCGCGAAGCGGCUAAAGCUGUGUGACGAUGGUGCAGUAUCGGCACCCGCUGUUCCUGUGACCAACAUGUCCAACAUGACCAAACUCGGUGGAAUCAGGAGAAGCACCCGGCACAGGAAACUCCGAGGAGAGAAGGCUCUCAUCGUUUCAGCCAACCAGACGCUCAAAGAGCUGAAAAUACAGAUCAUGCACGCCUUCUCUGUUGCGCCGUUCGACCAGAACCUCUCCAUCGAUGGCAAAAGUCUAACGGACGACUCCGCCACGUUGGGCAGCCUGGGCAUCAUUCCAGAGUGCAUCAUCUGUCUGAAGGCUGACGAGCCAAUAGCGGAUUAUGCUGCGAUGGAUGACGUCUAUCAGGUGAGGAUGCCUGAAGAAGGAUUUAAAGGCACGGGGCUUCUCGGACACUGAGGACCGCCGUGCUGCGGCUCUGCUGGAGUUCGACAGACGACAGAGAAACUAUCAGAGAAAAAAGCUUGAAUUUGUCAAGUGUCCAUAUAUAAAUAAGUGCUUUGAUUUGUUUUGUUUUUUACAUUUUGAGUAGGCUUCCUUUAAUAAAACUGUGACUAUGUUGCAAAGCCGCUGUUCUUCUCUACAUAAGGUUAGCUGGCCUUUGAUAUUUAAAAUUCCCAGUCAUUCUGAAGGACUCUGUCGAGCUUCCGCCUGACUAAUAGAAUUAUGUCGAGGAAGCUGAGUGGAUCUGUUGUAUUCUGAGGCUCGUCUUCAGUUAAUUUCUACUGUUACUUAUGACAAUGAGUUUUGUUUUUGACUAUUUUAAAUUAUGGCAGAGGUAAAAAAUUAAAGACAAUGUCUCUUUCCAUUGUGUGAAAGCUUGUGUUCUCGCUGCACAGUUUUUCAGGUUUGUCAAAAGAAUGCACGAGUAACUGUUAAGUAUUACAAAUAUAACUGCUCUUUAAUGUUAGAACAUUUAUUACCUCUACAGGAAAAUCUAUAUCCAUAAUACUCCAUGUGGCAUUUAGAGACACAUAGCUACUCUGUGCGUGUAGAGGCCGACGCCUGCGGGCGUCUCAGCAGUGCAAACCUUGUGAGUCGGAGGUGAGAGUUGAAAUGCAAGCAGUGUAAUGUCUUCUUAUUUUCACAGUUAUUUCUUAUGGACAAUAAAGUUAUUUUCAAAACA
This is a messenger RNA of Scophthalmus maximus (turbot), 4359 nucleotides long. RefSeq names its product ubiquitin specific peptidase 48 (gene usp48). Gene Ontology annotation, biological process: protein deubiquitination. NCBI's taxonomy places the organism in Eukaryota, Metazoa, Chordata, Actinopteri, Pleuronectiformes, Scophthalmidae. The transcript is spliced from 27 exons. The coding region runs from base 471 to 3632 and encodes 1053 amino acids. The record is from RefSeq and is a predicted model, not a curated record. Gene Ontology annotation, molecular function: cysteine-type endopeptidase activity; protein binding; cysteine-type deubiquitinase activity. Gene Ontology annotation, cellular component: cytosol; nucleus.